Anopheles funestus (African malaria mosquito) is the source of this 2601-nucleotide messenger RNA. Its product is annotated as sodium-coupled monocarboxylate transporter 1-like. Gene Ontology annotation, cellular component: membrane. Gene Ontology annotation, biological process: transmembrane transport; sodium ion transport. The transcript is spliced from 5 exons. Gene Ontology annotation, molecular function: symporter activity. Bases 462 to 2513 code for a protein of 683 amino acids. NCBI's taxonomy places the organism in Eukaryota, Metazoa, Arthropoda, Insecta, Diptera, Culicidae. The record is from RefSeq and is a predicted model, not a curated record.
UUUGUUGGACAAGCGGAACUCAUGUUCUAGUCGAUAAUUUCUAGUGUAAGUGCCGGUGAUCGGUGAUCGGUGAUAACAACGUAGACUUGGUAAAAUUCAUUUCCCUUACCAACUGAACCAGUGUAAAAUUAAGCAAUGGCCGAAUAAAUCGCAGAAAGUGUUUCGUCGUAUGGAUCCAGAAUGAUUAUUUAUCUGGAAGACAAGUUUAUCUGUGUUUGUUCGUGAUGCUGAGUUUACCUUGCUGUCAGAAGAUGUGAAUGCAAUUUAUAUAAUUUGCUCGAAAGCUACGCGAGCUCAGUUGUAUCUUGGAUGCGGAUGUUCAGUUCCAGUUUUGGAUCUCGGGUCGCUAGUAACUCACCGAAAAGGCUAGUAAGUGGUUUUGAAUGUGUACAAAGUGAAGAUAUCCGUGUCUGCAAUUUGGAGUUCAUUUUGUUGAACGGCUUACAUCCUUGUGCUUCAUAAUGGAUGAUGAUACAAUUUUACUGGAAGACUCUAGCGUGGAACUGGGAACCGUCUCCAGCACAGAGACAACACGUUCUACAUUCGAUCCUGUCACGAUCAUCACACAGUUUGUUACCGAAUCUACUAAGCUAUUGACCACCGCAACGAUGGAAACCACCUCUAACAUAGUCUCCACGCUAUCCACUAUUCCGAGUACGGUAGCAAUGGAAUCGUCUACUAUCACCACCGAUACAACUUCCGUAACGGAUACGUCACCUAUUACUACACCGGAGAGUAUCCUCACAACCAGCAGGGUUUCAUCCAUUACUGAGACACUUCUCUUUUCCUGGUUUGAUUAUACGAUCUUCGCUUUGCUACUAUUACUAUCUACGUUUAUUGGAGUUUACUUUGGAUUUUUGUCAAAGAUUAAGCAGAACAACAAGAAGGAGUAUCUGCUGGGCGGUAAAACGAUGAACAAAUUUCCCGUAUCGGCUUCCCUUAUUGCAAGUCAUAUUUCGGGAAUAACUAUGCUAGGAGUACCUUCCGAGAUGUAUAGCCAUGGAACACAGUACUGGAUGUUUAUUAUACCAGCAUUUACGGUUGCGGUUUUGAUGAAAUCGAUCUACCUACCGGUAUUCUACGAUCUUCAGGUAACUUCCGCCUUCACCUAUCUUGAGCUGCGCUUUGACAAGUUUGUCCGCUCGGCUGCAAGUCUGGUGUACGCAAUACAGUGCAUCAUCUACAUCCCGAUCGUGAUCUAUGUGCCGGCACUCGCUUUUAGUCAGGUGACGGGCAUUAAUCUGCACGUGAUCACACCAAUCAUCUGUGUGAUCUGUAUCUUCUACACCACCGUCGGUGGAUUGCGUGCGGUUGUUUGGACCGAUACACUACAGUUCGUGCUUAUGAUCGGAGCUUGUAUAGCUGUCAUCGUACUAGGCAUUAGCUCAGUGGGAGGGUUCAUGGAAGUAUGGGAGGCGGCUGAACGAGGAAAACGUCUUGUCUUUUUCAACAUGGAUCCCGACCCAUUCGUUCGAAAUUCAUUCUGGACAGUCUGUCUGGGACUAACGACACUCUGGGUCUCUAAUCUGGCGGUGAAUCAAGGUUGCGUGCAACGGUUCUUAGCCGUCCCAGAUCUAAAUGUGGCAAAAAAUUCACUCAUCAUCUUCACAGCUGGGUUAAUCUUCGUCAAGAGUUGCUCUUGCUUUAUCGGGUUGCUUAUCUACGCCAAGUACGAAACGUGUGAUCCCUUCUCCACGCAGAAGAUCUCGAAAAUUGAUCAAAUUCUACCGUACUACAUAAUGGACGUCGGUACAAAGAUUCCAGGCCUUCCGGGACUGUUUGUGUCCGGUAUCUUCUCUGCUGCCCUUUCGACGAUGUCCUCCGUACUGAACACCCUGGCCGGUACCAUCUAUGAGGACUUUAUUCAUCAUCGAAUGCCAAACGCAACCGAAAAGAAAGCGAGUAACAUCAUGAAGAUGCUAGUCGUACUGCUUGGCUUCCUGGUGCUUGGACUUGUGUUCGUUGCCGAACGGAUGGGUCAGGUUAUGCACAUUGCCAUCUCGUCUUCGGGUGUCACAUCCGGCACUAUGUUGGGCAUGUUCACUACCGGAAUGAUUUCGAGGCGCAUCAACACGAAGGGUAUUAUCAGUGCGUCGGUUGUGUCGAUGGCAAUCACCGGCACAAUUAUGACGGGAGCUCAACUUAAUCCUAAGCCACCGAUGCUUCCAUUGCGAACUGAUGGAUGUGAUGCGAAUAUCUUCACCAACGUAACAACCAUUUUAACGCAGUCUGUCUCACAAACGGUCGAAACGGAUACGGUGCCACUGAUCUUUAAGCUGAGCUUUAUGCACUACUCACUUCUGGGGCUGAUUAGCUUCUUUAUCGUAUCGUUCGUUGUAAGCGAACUGACCGGUGGUGGUGACAUCGACGACGAACGAUUGCUAGCACCGUUUCUACGCAACUCGGACAAGCUGGAGAAGGAAAUGACAUUGCUGAAGCACAACAUCAAGUAUGAGGAAAUCGAUAUGGCACUUCGAGAGGUACAAAAACCAACCGAUCUGGAGAAGAAAUAGACGACUUCAAGCUUUGUUCAAGCUACAUUAAUGGUAACAAAUAAAGCACCACAACCACUACGCCAGUAAAUAUAUUACUUUUAACGAA